Salvelinus fontinalis (brook trout) is the source of this 1707-nucleotide messenger RNA. Its product is annotated as dysbindin-like. The record is from RefSeq and is a predicted model, not a curated record. The transcript is spliced from 5 exons. Bases 455 to 976 code for a protein of 173 amino acids. NCBI's taxonomy places the organism in Eukaryota, Metazoa, Chordata, Actinopteri, Salmoniformes, Salmonidae. Gene Ontology annotation, biological process: negative regulation of protein kinase activity. Gene Ontology annotation, cellular component: cytoplasm.
GCCAUAACCUGCUGUCCUCAUCCAAAUACUUUAGUUGACUGAGUGAGUACACUAAGGGAGAAGGGUCCUGUAGAAGAGAGCGUGUGCUUGAGAGAGCCAGUGACUUUCUUGGGAGUGCUUUGACUCUGUCUCUCUGUCCCAGGAGAGGAGGAGAGCGAUGAGCUGUCCUGCUAAAGCUCUGCAGGGCUGAUUGUUCCCCAUCUCAUCGCAUCUCUGUGCCUGACUGUGUGACCUGACCCUCCAGUCCUCCUCAACAGCACAUCUAAUCUGAUUCUGCAGCUCUCUGUCCGAAGCUGCCAGCACCAUGAGCUCAUCUGGGGCAAACCUCCACAACAAGCGUCUACCCUAACAAGUGAUGAGACGGUCCAUGUUAAAAUAAAAUGUUUCCUGUCGCCCUCCCACACCCUCAGCAACAUUAAAAGCGGAGACCGAGCAUGCUCAGAGGGUCCCAGGAAUGGACGCAGCCCAGCAGAUGAAACUAAGAGAGCGACAGCGCUUCUUUGAGGAGGUCUUUCAGCACGAUGUGGAUGUCUACCUGUCCUCUGCUCACUUGCAGAUUCAUGACUAUAAGAGACCUCCCAUUGGCAGUGUCUCGUCCAUGGAGGUUAAUGUGGACAUGCUGGAGCAGAUGGACCUCAUGGACAUCUCUGACCAGGAAGCACUGGAUGUCUUCCUCGGCUCUGGGGGGGAUGAGGGGGUGCUGGCCUCCCCUCUGCCAGGUAAAGUAGUUCAUGGAAACAACAACAACGAUAAGGUAAUCAACCAGGGACGCUCUCUCCACUACACUGACGGUUGUGAUGGGAAGUUCCGCAUGUCCUCCACCUCCUCCACUAACAGCCAGAACACCAAUGAGGACGGACGGGACACCCAAGUCGUCCAAUCAGAUGAUGAAGAUGUGCAUGCCGACACAGUCUUGCUGAGGGGAUCACCCCCAGGGAAAGAUGAGAAGAAGGAUCGGUUUAUCCUCUCUUCCUAGGCGCCUUCCUUCACUUCCAAUAUUCAGUAACAGUUUGGACUUACUGGUGCUUACAAGUAUCACUUCAACUGGACACACACACUUCUGUGGACUGGCAAGACAACUGCCACUUUCCACAGCCUUUUCUUUACUCUUCAUUUUGUUUUGCCUGAACUGUACAUAUAAAGCCAAAUCUUCUCCAAGCUUGCUUAUCUCCAUUUAUACUUCUGGAAUGUAGAUGACAGGACAUUUCUUUUUAUUUCCUCAUUUAGCAUCCUAUUAAGAUCUGGCAGUGUGUGGUACUCUUUUGGGAAGGACAUUUUUGUGUGUAAGCAUGCUUUGCUAUACUACAGAUCAGAACAACUGAGUGUUAGUAAAAAGUAAGUAUCUGUAUUAACCAGGUUGAAAUAAAGGUUGAAUAAUUUAUAAAAUAAAGAUGUAGAGAACUAAUAUUUUUUUAUGUAAGAUGUAAAUAAAGACAGGUUAACUUUUUUUCUUUAGAGAGAAACAUAUAAACUGUGCACAACUUUGCCAUGCUUUGUAAAUCUGGCCCUUGGUUCCCAUAUUCCCUAAAAUGUUCAACCAACCCAAAACACCUGCCACAAAUAAGGACAUAUUGUACAUAGUGCUUAGUGGUGCUUUAAUUUGUUGUAUCUUUCUCUUAGUAUCCUCUUAUUCUCCGACUUAAGGUUUAUUUAUUUUAACUAUACAUAGGAAUAAAAAAAUAACAUUUGUUUCCCUGGAAACAAUUA